Miscanthus lutarioriparius is the source of this 1701-nucleotide messenger RNA. NCBI's taxonomy places the organism in Eukaryota, Viridiplantae, Streptophyta, Magnoliopsida, Poales, Poaceae. The record is from the annotation of a GenBank genome assembly.
AUGGCGGCCAUAUCGUCGCUUCCCUUCGCGGCGCUGCGGGGAGCCGCCGAGUGGAGGCCGUCGUCGACGGUGGCGGCCAUCUCCGGCGCCGUCGUGCUCAGCGCGAGGUCUCGCCGGAGCUCGCGCUCGGUGGUGCGCUGUGUCGCCACGGCGGGUGAUGUCCCACCUACUGUGGCAGAAACAAAGCUGAACUUCCUUAAGUCAUACAAACGCCCAAUCCCAAGCAUUUACAGUACAGUCUUACAAGAACUUUUGGUGCAGCAACACCUGAUGAGAUACAAAAGAACCUAUCAUUAUGAUCCUGUGUUUGGUCUUGGCUUCGUCACUGUCUAUGAUCAGCUCAUGGAAGGGUACCCCAGCAAUGAGGACAGGGAUUCCAUCUUCAGGGCAUAUAUAACAGCAUUAAAUGAAGAUCCUGAUCAAUACAGAGCUGAUGCACUAAAGAUGGAAGAGUGGGCACGUUCCCAGAAUAGUAGUUCCUUAGUUGAUUUUUCUUCCAGAGAUGGAGAAAUCGUGGCCAUUCUGAAAGAUAUAUCAGAAAGGGCCAAGGGUAAGGGAAACUUCAGCUACAGCCGAUUCUUUGCAGUUGGCUUGUUCCGUUUGCUUGAGCUUGCAAAUGCAACGGAGCCAACAGUACUAGACAAGCUUUGCACUGCGCUAAACGUCAGUAAAAGAAGUGUGGAUAGGGACCUUGAUGUUUACCGUAACAUACUCUCAAAGUUGGUUCAAGCCAAGGAACUUCUCAAGGAAUACGUGGAUAGUGAGCCCGUGACGAGCCCCGCACCACACACCACCACCAACCUCAGCACACCAAAGGUGAGGAGGAGUAGCCAUGGCUUCGUCAGUGGCCGCCGCGGCGAGCACAUUCCUGGGCACCCGCCUGGCGGACCUGGCGCCGCAGAACGGGCGCAUCGUGGCCCGGUUCGGGUUCGGAAAGGCGAAAAAAAGCCUGCUGCCCCGAAGAAGGUGUCGAAGACCUCCUCUGACCGGCCGCUGUGGUUCCCCGGCGCCGUGGCGCCCGACUACCUCGACGGCUCGCUGGUCGGCGACUACGGGUUCGACCCGUUCGGGCUCGGGAAGCCCGUGGAGUACCUGCAGUUCGAGCUAGACUCGCUGGACCAGAACCUGGCCAAGAAUGAGCCCGGCGCCGUCAUCGGCACCCGGUUCGAGUCCUCCGACGUCAAGUCCACCCCGUUGCAGCCCUACAGCGAGGUGUUCGGCCUCCAGCGGUUCCGCGAGUGCGAGCUCAUCCACGGCCGCUGGGCCAUGCUCGCCACCCUCGGCGCCCUCUCCGUCGAGUGGCUCACCGGCGUCACCUGGCAGGACGCCGGCAAGGUGGAGCUGGUGGACGGGUCCUCCUACCUGGGCCAGCCGCUGCCGUUCUCCAUCUCGACGCUCAUCUGGAUCGAGGUGCUCGUGAUCGGCUACAUCGAGUUCCAGCGCAACGCCGAGCUCGACCCGGAGAAGAGGCUGUACCCCGGCGGCUCCUACUUCGACCCGCUCGGCCUGGCGGCCGACCCGGAGAAGAAGGAGCGGCUACAGCUGGCGGAGAUCAAGCACGCGCGCCUCGCCAUGGUCGCCUUCCUCGGCUUCGCCGUGCAGGCCGCCGCCACCGGCAAGGGGCCGCUCAACAACUGGGCCACCCACCUGAGCGACCCGCUCCACACCACCAUCUUCGACACGUUCGGAGCAUCCUCUUAA